CGCCGAGUAUUCCUCGACCGUUUCAGACCGACACCGUUUCAGUCGCGCGUAAGCAGCCGACCGCAGUCGAACGUGCAAUCGCAGGACGGCGACGAUCGACGGCACCAUCCAUGGGUUAUCAGCACUCGCGUUCCCUCAUUAUCUGGAUAUAACCGAGCCGAGCACCGCGAAGAAAGAUGGAGAUGAACAGCAAUCCAAUUUCCGUGAUCUCACAGAAGAAGAGUUCCAUUCACGGCGAUGAAACGACUUUCAAACAGCCACUUGGUAAUAGCGGGACCUAUGGAGCAUUCCAAUCGAAGGAUCCUAUUCUGGCAAUGGAGAAGAGCGGCGAUGCCAUCAAGAGUGGAAGCAAUGAGCACGGUAUCACCGUGCAUCAUCCCACCUCGUACCUGGAAACCAUGAUGCAUCUGUUCAAGGGUAACGUCGGUUCGGGGAUCUUUGCGUUGGGAGAUGCUUUCAAGAAUGCCGGAUUGCUACUGGCACCCCCGCUGACGAUCUUCCUUGGUAUCAUUUGCGUGCACGCUCAACACAUUCUCAUUAAAUGCAACGAGGAGGUGACACGUCGUGUUGGCGAUGGCACCAACACGAGCGGAUUUGCUGGAACUGUGGAGAUGUGCUUCGCUACUGGUCCCAUCGGAUUUCGUAAAUAUUCGACUUUUAUGAGAAAGUUGGUUAAUGUAUUUUUGUGUAUCACGCAACUCGGAUUCUGCUGCGUAUAUUUUGUUUUCAUUUCCACGAACAUGAAGCAGGUGCUGGACGCGCAUGGGAUCGAGAUGGAUGUCCACGAGCAUAUGGCCGUUGUAUUGGUUCCCAUAAUGCUUAGCACUUGGAUUAGAAAUCUCAAGUAUCUAGUGCCAGUGUCUUCGAUAGCGAAUUUCCUAAUAAUUGCUGGUUACAUCGCCACUAUGUAUAUCAUGAGCCACGACGUACCGUCCAUACACGAGAGGAGAUACGUCGCGGAUUGGAAAAACCUACCUCUGUUCUUUGGCACUGUGAUAUAUUCCUUCGAGGGUAUUACUCUAGUACUGCCACUGAAGAACGAAAUGAGAAAACCUAGAAACUUUAACAGGCCACUGGGUGUUCUCAAUGUCGGUAUGGUGAUAGUCGGCUCUAUGUUCGUCGCGAUAGGUUUCCUCUCUUAUUUGAAGUACGGUGAUGCUAUUGCCGGUUCGGUCACGCUCAAUCUUGCACAGAAGGAAAUGGCGGACGGGAAAGACAUCCACAGUGAAUUAAGCUUGCCGCAAUGCAUCAAGACCGCCAUCUCCUUGAGCAUAUUGCUUACCUACGCGUUGCAGUUUUACGUCCCGAUCGCGAUAAUGUGGCCCGGCAUCGUUGACAGAUUCGGUCCAUUUAGAUGGCCAGUGUUCGCGGAGAUUAUUUUCCGAUCCGUCAUGUGCUUUAUCACAUUUAUCCUCGCGGAAGCGGUACCACAGUUGGGUCUCUUCAUAUCCCUGGUCGGCGCGGUCAGUAGCACCGCCCUUGCUCUCGUGUUUCCGCCGAUCAUCGAGAUGAUUGUCUACUGGCACAACACCAGCCUCGGUUUCUUCACGAUCGCGAAGGAUGUGAUGAUAGUGUUGAUUGGCGUAGUGGGCUUCGCCACCGGGACAUACGAAAGCAUGACGUCGAUCAUCAAGUCGUUCAGCAAAUAAAUUAAACGCGCUCCACAGGCGCUCUGUACAAAUUAUUCUUAAUUUCUCUCUCGUCAACGCGCGCGCGCGUGCACGCGCGAGUUUAUUGGACCAUGACACCUAUGGUAUUUCCGCCCUUGGAUCAUGAAACUUGCGCACUUCUAAAUUCUGCAUGCUCGUAGACGUCGGCUGCGCUUCACUUACCGUCGACACUAGCCAUUUUAACGUGACGAUAAUAAUUUAUGUGUGAUAUAUCGAUAGAUGUAGCUGAUAAGGUGCAACGUAGGUUGUGGACAUCAGUAAUUGUUAAUAAUAAUCGUUUAGACAAUGCAAGUCCCUUGAAUUUUGCGUCUCUUGGAUCGUGCUUUAUUUAGGAUGUUCAAUGAACUUACGCGAGUUAAAAUUUGGACUUUUACUCGUAACAAUGAAUUGAAGUAUAACGCAGUAAUUUAUACGAUGCGAGGCAGAAAUAUGAAUAAAAAUGUAUUAAUCUUUUCCAUUUAUACUCGCAGGUCUAGCAGCAGCGAUAGAACUUGAUGAAUACUUGAUAUUUUCGACUAGUUCUCAUUUAUCAAAGGAUUUGACUUAGCGAAUUGUAUUUGCUUUAACUCCGUAGAAAUAGAACUGGAUUGUUAAUUAAUGAGACUAGUCAAACGUAAUAUCUAAUAAUUGAAAUAAUAAUUAUGGAUUAGAGAAAAUAUCCAUGCUUUAAUUAUCGUUAAAAUUUCUAUAAAAACAGAGAUCUUGUUUUAGAAAAAUAUUAGUUAAUUAGUGUGUACAAUAAGUUAACUCAAAAUUAUUUCUUAAAACAAUUUCGAACAAAUAUCUAAAACUGUACUCUAUAACUGUAUUCAAUACUGCAUGUUUCAAAUAUCGAGAAAUUGUAUCAUCAUUUAUUCGAAAGAUAAAGUCACUCGUGACGAGGACAUACUUUGUCUAAAUGGCCUUGUUUGUAAUUGCAAUUGAGUAUUGUAACAGCGACGUAACAGUACGUUAUAUUUAUUUACGUGCCUUAGAGUUAGUUUCACCGACAUUGAUUGAAUUAUUGCUUAAAACCUCUUUUCUCUAUCUAUUAUGGACAAAGAGGGAAAGAGAGAAAUAGAUAGAUCGAUUAAACAAAUACAGGUGAAACUAACUCUCCAUAUAAUAUUUAUAAGAGACAAUGAACAAGAAGAGUCGAGCGAUCUUUAAUUGUAUAUCGUAUCGUAGUCUCUUACUUUAUUGUUAAACUUUUUAUAUAUUCGUAGUGGCGCUUAUGAUACGAAACAUAAUGAACAGCAAACACAGUAUCUUGAAAACUGAAUCAUCGACUAUGUACAAUUUCGAUACCCUAUGUCAAUUGAUGUAACUAAUUUCCCCACACUAUUCGGAGAUUUAGCGAGGAUCUUUCGUAAAGUUUCAAAUCCCUCGUCAAAAUACACAUACAGUUAAUUUAUUGCAAGUUAACUGUGUCAAUAAGAAAAAAAUUAUGUCAAUCGCUGAUAUCGCAAAAUGUUUCUCAUAGAAAAACCUAGAUCUUUCAAUUAAGAUUGAAACGAGUUUCCAUCUCUACGCGAGUAGUGUGUAUUUAUGCAGUAUUAAUUAAAGUUGAUACGAGGAAAAUACUCAUUAAUAAUAAGACGCAUAAAUAUUAAUUGACAAUAUGAACGGUAGGACGUUUAUCGCGUCCCAUAUUACCAAAGUACAAAACCCACUCAGGGAAACUUAUAUUAAAGUACGUAUAUAUCUUCUUUCCUUAAUAUUUUUAACAGCAGUGUGUAAGACGUGUUUUACUCUCAGCGAGAUGUUGAGGCCGAUGGAAGAGAAAGAGAUAUCAAUAAACAUGUGGCACAACGAA
Molecule: messenger RNA, 3465 nt
Organism: Vollenhovia emeryi
Lineage: Eukaryota; Metazoa; Arthropoda; Insecta; Hymenoptera; Formicidae
Product: proton-coupled amino acid transporter 1-like
Exons: 11
Coding region: 177-1649 (490 amino acids)
Biological process (GO): amino acid transmembrane transport
Cellular component (GO): vacuolar membrane
Molecular function (GO): amino acid transmembrane transporter activity
Source: RefSeq, a predicted model, not a curated record